Funneliformis geosporum is the source of this 213-nucleotide messenger RNA. The record is from the annotation of a GenBank genome assembly. NCBI's taxonomy places the organism in Eukaryota, Fungi, Glomeromycota, Glomeromycetes, Glomerales, Glomeraceae.
AUGACACGUAAAAGUGCUGUGAAACAAAAAAAUAGUGAUUUUAAAUUUAUUCCAUAUGUUACUCCUAAAGCCUCAAAGAAAGCUACUAGUUCUACACCAGCUUCUUCGUUCUCUUCAACCUCAACUUCAGUUCUUACAAACCUUGAUUUAGAAAUUGUUCAAGAAGUUUUUAGCUCACUACCAAAUAAAGAAAUGGAUUUUGAAGUUUUUGAC